Penicillium salamii is the source of this 2649-nucleotide messenger RNA. NCBI's taxonomy places the organism in Eukaryota, Fungi, Ascomycota, Eurotiomycetes, Eurotiales, Aspergillaceae. The record is from the annotation of a GenBank genome assembly.
AUGGAUGGCCAACUUCGUGAUGAGGCCGCGCAAGAUCGCGUGCGCUCGGCCACAGAAUUCCUUGACCCUAACGAUGCCCGGGCACGCAGUUAUCGAGCCGACAUUGUGGUUAUGCUGAAUCGCGGUCUGCGACGUUUGACAGUCAGCAUUGAUGAGAUCAGAGCACACAACCGUGAGCUUGCCGACGGGCUGCUCUCCUCGCCGUUUGAUUAUUCGUUAGCCUUUGACACUGCUUUGAAGGCCGUCGUCAAGACACUCCCUGGACGUCCAAGCAAAGAAACCUCCGAUGAUGCGAACUAUUAUUGUGCCUACGUGGGCGCAUUCGGAGAAUUUUCAUGCAACCCCCGCACCCUGGGAUCGCAACACUUGAACCACAUGGUGUCCCUGGAGGGCAUUGUGACAAAAUGUUCCCUGGUUCGCCCCAAAAUUGUUCAGAGUGUUCACUGGGUCCCUGCGAAAGAACGUUUUGUUUCCAGAAAAUACCGUGAUCAGACGAUGAGUGCCAGUGGAGCAACUACCUUGAAUGUUUAUCCCCAAGAAGACGAGGAAAAGAACCCGCUAAUCACCGAGUACGGUUACUCAACCUACCUCGAUCACCAAUCUAUUUCCAUCCAAGAAAUGCCCGAACGUGCCCCGGCAGGCCAAUUGCCCCGAAGUGUCGAUGUCAUUCUGGAUGAUGACCUUGUUGAUACCGCAAAGCCUGGAGACAGAAUCCAGCUGGUGGGAAUAUACCGUACCCUCGGUAACCGCAAUGCAGCAAAUGGCUCAUCGACCUUCCGUACCGUCAUUAUGGCGAACAACAUCAUUCAAUUGUCCUCCAAGAGUGGUGGAGGUAUCGCUGAGGCUACUCUUACGGAUACCGACAUCCGAAACAUCAAUAAGAUCGCCAAGAAGAAGAACGUCUUCGAGUUGUUGUCCAAGUCUCUGGCCCCCAGUAUUCACGGCCAUGACUACAUCAAGAAGGCAAUUCUUCUCAUGCUUCUCGGCGGAAUGGAGAAGAACCUGGAUAACGGAACCCAUCUUCGUGGUGACAUCAACAUUCUGAUGGUUGGUGAUCCCUCGACUGCGAAGUCCCAGCUGCUCCGAUUCGUGUUGAACACCGCACCCCUGGCAAUUGCCACCACUGGUAGAGGAUCUUCAGGUGUCGGUUUGACAGCUGCUGUUACUUCCGACAAGGAGACCGGCGAGCGCCGGCUGGAGGCCGGUGCCAUGGUCCUCGGUGAUCGUGGCGUGGUGUGCAUUGAUGAGUUUGAUAAGAUGAGUGACGUCGAUCGUGUGGCUAUCCACGAAGUCAUGGAACAACAAACCGUGACAAUUGCCAAGGCCGGUAUCCAUACGAGUUUGAAUGCUCGAUGCAGCGUUCUCGCAGCCGCCAAUCCCAUUUAUGGCCAAUAUGAUCCUCACAAAGACCCGCACAAGAACAUUGCUCUUCCCGACUCCCUGCUUUCCCGUUUCGAUUUGCUCUUCGUUGUGACUGAUGACAUUGAGGACACUCACGACCGAAAGAUCUCAGAGCACGUUCUGCGAAUGCAUCGAUACCGCCAGCCUGGCACCGAAGAAGGCGCCCCCGUCCGCGAACAACUCAACCAAACGCUGGGCGUGGGUGUUGAUGAGCGACAAGACGCCAACGCACCCACCGAGGUGUUUGAGAAGUUCAACCUCAUGCUUCACAGUGGUAUGAUUGAUGCCGCCAAUGCUGGUCGUCGCCGUGGCAAGAAUGUCGAAAUUGUCAGCAUUCCCUUCAUCAAGAAGUACAUCCAGUAUGCCAAGAAGCGUAUCCAGCCCGUCCUGACCAAGGGUGCCGCCGACCAUGUUAUCGCUACGUACUCUGCUCUCCGAAACGACGAGCUGACCGGCAACAAGCGUCGCACGUCUCCCAUCACACCGCGUACUCUCGAGACGCUGAUCCGUUUGUCUACCUCUCACGCCAAAGCACGUCUUUCCAACCGAGUUGAGGAGAAGGAUGCAAAGCACGCCGAGGCCAUCCUCCGCUUCGCCAUGUUCAAAGAAGUCGUUGAGGACGAGCGCCGCAAGAGACGCAAGGUCACCACAUUCGAAGACUCGUCUGAUGACAGCAAUGAUGAAUUCGACGACGACUCUGAUGACGAUGACACCACUGCUCGAGCUACAUCUACCGCAACCCCAGGCCGACGCACUGGCCGCUCUCGCGGUACCGCACCGGCGUCUAGCCUUCCAGCCCCCGGUGAAGAUGAGGAGGAUCCAGACAGCCUUUACUCGGCUAGCCCGCGUGCCCAGCGUGUGCGCUCCAGCCAAACGGCCCGGACCCAGACUCAAUCUCAGACCGACGACUCUCAAAUGUCUAUUGCGUCCUCACACCCAGCUUCACAGCUCAUGGAGACACAAUCCGACUCACAGGGCACAUCCUCUGAUACCCCAAUCACACCGGCCCGCAUGGGAGUCUUCAAGCAGACUCUGGGUCUGCUAAUGGGCAAACGUGUCUUCGCAGAUAGUGAUACCAGCAAGGUAAACGACCUUAUCGAUGCCGUCAACACCACUAUCCGGGAGUCGCCCAGGCACGGCGCAGCGCAAGUAUUCUCCCGCUCCGAGGCCAUCCAAGCUCUACGUGUCAUGACCGAUGAGAACAUCCUGAUGUAUCUUGAAGAUGAUGAUGAUGUGUACCGCGUUUAA